UCUCAUAGACUUCUAUACAACCAGAGGAGUCGCCCCCUGAUGGACACUAGAGAGAAUGCAGCUUUAACACAUUAAGCAUGGCUUCAGAACCAGAUGUUGCCGCCUGGUUCUUAGCUCAUUGUUUUAUUGCCGAGAAAGUAAAAACGCUCUGAUAAACUUUACUAAGUUUAUCACUUUACUCAGCACCGAACAACAGACCACGUUAGCGACUAAAACUAAAACAGAGAGUGAAUACUGGACUUACAUUCAUUAGAUGGAAACAAACAAGAAAGAUAAGCCAAAAUAAAUAUGGAAAGGGUUGGAUAUAGUCCAAAAUGGCUGCUGACCAAAAACAACUGACAUGCAAGUGGUUCUGCACACACUUUUGAUUAAAUUAGAUUUUAUAAUUUGUGCUUAACAUGUUCACCAUAUGCACUUGAUUGAUAAUAUGUCCAGUGUCAUAUUAUUAGUGAUAUAUGUGCAGCUUUAAUUAUUCUCUUACUUACCUAGUCUGCUGCACAGCAUUGUGUAGUGUCUUACUAUUUAUAUUAUAUUUUAAUAAUAAUGCAACACACAAAUGCAUGAUUUGAUGUUAAUGAUUGAUGCGGUUAAGACGUUUUACAGUUAAUUAUCUGGAAACAUUUUUAAAAUGCAUUAGGGAAUAUUUAUUGAUUGGUUGGUAAUGGUGCAGACUGCUGCUGCGUGCUCUCCAGGAUUUUUAUGAAUGGCUCAGUCACUGCUUUCAGUGUGUGUGUGUGUGUUUGGACUGAUGCAUACUGCAGUGGUGGUGAUGGAGUGGGGGAGGAGGAGAGACAGAGGAGAGGAGGUGAGAGAUGUGUGAGGAAGGAGGGGGAGAAGCAUGAAGGGAGGAGACUAGUGGAGAGGAAAUACACCCCCCCUCCCCUUCCCAUUCUCACAUUGGUGCAUUCUGCCCGUGUGCAUCAAUCACCCCGGACACACACAGGCAGUUCCGCCUCCUCUGCAGUGUAGCGACAGCUAGCGAGGGGCAGCAAUGGAGGAGCGUGCAGUGCAGCAGGAAAAAAUAGAGGGAUCGUGGGAAGGAGGGCACGACGGAGGGAAGGCGGACUGGAAGAGCGACCGCUCCCUCUCCUCCCUCCUUAAACACUCCUGUCUCCUCUGCUGGUCGUCCCCCAGGGACACUGACGUCGUGGAGACAGACGAGCGGGUCCUCGCCAAGGCAGUCGAGAUCAGAGUAAGAAGACCGCAGCAUCUCGCGCUGGAGCUGGAGAACGCGGUGACCGUGGAGAACUUGGAGCUUCAGGAGCAGCAGUCGGACCGCAAUGAGCUGGAGGAGACUCUGGUUAAGUUAGAGACGCACAAGCAGACGCUGGUGCAGCAAAUAAAGGCGACUAGACAGCUGUGCUAUGAGGAGAGUCAACAGAUCCUGUCUCUGCAGGCGGACGAGGUGCAGAAGGAGAGCCAGGUGGAGGAGUACGAGAGGGAGCUCGCCAGAGUCAGGUGGAGGCUGAGGAGGCUCAGAGACGAGGUGAAGCAGGCCAAGAGGAAGGUGGAGGAGGCCGGGGAGAGGAACACUCCCCUGCAGGACUCCAUCAGACAGUCCUAUGAAGAGAUCCUGCAGGAGGAGCACACCCUGUGUUCUCUGUCAGGAAGUGCAGUCACUCCAGAGAGCCAGUUGGAGGAGUCGACGUCUCCUGCAGACACCACCGAAGACGAUCCGCUUCCCAUGAGGCCGUGGGGAAGGAGCCAAUCUCUGCCUGCCUACGCUGACCUGAUCAUGCGAGCCAGUGGCUCGUCUUUCUGCAAUAACCUAGCGGAUACUAGAGAAGAAGUGGACGACAGUGGGACCAGCUCGCCAAAGAUGGAUAGAUCUGACAUAGAGGACGACCCAGAGGAGGGCGAGAUCAACAAUGACGGGGAGAAAGAGCCUGCUGUCUACCAGAACCACCUCAGCCAAAUGGACUUCUACCAAGCCGACCCCUUCGCCCACUGUCAGAGUGACCAUGACCUCUUCAAUGAAGACCUGUUCCCUAAAACGGACUCAUCUGGUGGAUUCGCUUCAGACCCUUUCAAAGGCAGCGACCCCUUUGCAGCAGAUAUUUUGUUCCCAGAGGUGAACGUCAGCGCUGACGAGGGGGCAGGAAAUGUCGCCGAUGAGGGGGACACUAGUCUGUCCUGUGCUGAAAACAAAGCCUCAACAGGAACUCAGUGCUUCGAGUCUGAAUUCCCCGACGAAGACAGCGACAUAGAGAUUAGCUACAGCCGAGAGGACCUGGAGGCGAUCGCUGUGGUUGAUUCUCGCGGAUUUAAACCCAUUCAGAGCUCGUCAGAGGAGCUGGGGCCAGAGCCCAUCCAGGGCUGGAGGUCCCAGGGUCAGUAUUCUAUAGAAUCAGACCCCAAUGGGUAUGAGCUGGACUUUGGCGCUGUCUCUGCUCCCUCGGACAUAGAAGAACAGAGUCUGGGAUCUCUAGCUGGCGAGGCUACCACCGAGGAAACAGCAGGACUGAAACAAGGUCUGAGUUCUGGUUCAGCUCAGGAUGUCUCUGAGCUCGCUGAACAAGUCCGGUUGGAACCGGAUUGGACAGGUGGAAUAGAGCAAACUCUGUCCCGUUAUGAUACCUCCAGUCAGGGGGCAGAAUGGGUAGGUAACAUUGAAGAGGAACCCCAAAACUCUGCAACUCCCCAAAACUCAGUAGACUUCCAAAACCUCUUCAUCCAGUCCGACUCAGAUCACAACAGAGAACAUAGCUUUGAGUUGAGCUAUGAACCAACCAGUCAGUCUUCCUUUGACCCAUACGGCUUUAAACUCAGUCCAGAACAUUCUAGUCACACCCUCUUAGACCCUGAUGAAGCCGAACUGAGCCCUGAACCCCCUGAAAACGAUCUGACCUUUGACCCUGAGCCCUCUUCUUCUCAACCAGACCAACUGAACAUUGAUCACUAUGGGUUUGACAUUACUUCCUCCCAAAUGGUACGGGACUCAGACCCUUAUGGCUUUAAGCUCAGCCCUGAGGAAGAGAACCAAGAGGUACUGGACCUCUAUGGCCAUGAUAACCAGGAAGCAAUGGACCUUUGCACCUAUGACAACAAUGAGCAAAUAGAAGCCUCUAACUAUAGCAACCAGGAAGUACUGGAACCUCAUACCCAUGAAAACCAAGAAGUGCUUGAACAUUGUAGCCACAACAACCAGGAACUGCUGGAUUUGUGUAACAAUGGAAACCAAGAAGUGCUGGGACCUUCAAGGCUUGACAACACAGGUUUAGUUAGCAAUGAAAACCAGGAACUCCUGGAUCUCAGUAGUCAGGACAACCAGGAGGUGGUGGAACCCUAUUGCAAUAUCACAGAUGAGGAACUACUUGAACCUUGUAACUAUGAUAACCAAGAAGUGCUGGAACCUUGUAGCCAUGGCAAUUGGGAGCUGGACUUUUCCUGUCUUGAAAAUAAGGAAGUGCUGGAUUUAGAUAGCCAUGGCGACCGAGACUUGCUGGAUUUUGUUAGCAAAGAAAAUCAGGAAGUGCUAGUUUCAGGUAGCCAGGGCAACCAGAAACUUCUGGAUCUCGGUAGCAAUGAAAAUCAAGAUUUGCAAGACUUGGGUAGCCAUGACAACCAGGAGGUGCUGAACUUGUUGAGUAGGGAUUCCUCUGAAGCGAACAAUAACCAAUGCAUUGUGGAACCAGAGGUCAGUCCCACCAAUAACAGCUCAGACAGUGAUGUGGCAUCAGAAGACUUGCUGGGGCUCGAACUCAGUAACACCAGCACCUUUCCUACCAACAAAUCAAAGACCAAUACUGCCGAGACCCUCAACAUGGCCCUCAUUAACAUGUCUGCCAACCAGGACAUUGCACCACCUAAUUCUCCUGCCACUCACAACUUGUUAGAAGGUGAUCUGGGUUCAGUGUUUGGGGCUGGAGGAUACAUUGGUUGUCCUGAUGUAGCUGACGACCUUGAGCCUCUGGAGAGAAGGCAAGCAAACCCAGUAGCAGAGCCAGUACGACCUGUCAGACCAGUUAGGCCUCCUCGGCCCUCGCUCAGGGGCAAGGAGAAGGCUCAGUCUCAGACUCAGGGCAUCGACCUGAAGUGAUCUCUCGCCAACCAACACUCUUGUGGGGGGUUACCAUGUCAGCAGGGUUCCCAUGACCACACCGGCAAAACGAGAGACCAAGUGGAUGAGGAGAGAAGUAAGAGGACGGGCGACUAAAUAGAAACAAAGGGGGGUGGAAUAAAGGAGGGCAGAUGAAAUAGACAGGAGGGAGAGAUCGUUCUGCUGUUAUUCAUUGCAAUAAGUCUAGUUUGGGAUGUUUUUUAUGUUUCAAAAGGUAUACAUUAAAAUCAGCAUGAAAAGAUAAGAAGGGACAAAGAUUAAAAAAUUGUUAGAUACCAGGGGACUAACUGGCUCGGUAAGAUUUAAUGAUCACCAUUAAUGAAACCUGAUUGGCUCGUGGUUUCGGUCUAUUUAGAGCAAUUCAUACAAGUCAGGGUUGGAAACUGUACAAAAAUGAACAAUGUUCUUACCCUAAUGUUUUUAGCCCAAAUGAUGCUUGUCAAUCAAUCAUAAGGUUGAUGUUAUGUCAUUUAUUUACAAUAUCAGCUGCCAACUCACUCUCCGUGUCUUAGUUAAGCUUCCCGUCCUUUCCAACUCUCCGGUUGAUUAGUCCACAGUAUUAAAAAAAAAAAAAAAAAAUCUCUCCUUUUUAGAUUUGAGCUUCGUGUUGGAGCAUGUGUAAGUGGACUUUGUGUGACUUUGUCACAGAGAUAAAGUGUAUAUAAAUGAUAUACUAUUGUGGUUUUCCAAUUAUCUAGUCAGUAGUUUUAGGUCUAACUUGGAUGAGAGCUGUAUAAAGAGUUUGGUCGGGUUGUACAGUGAGUGCAUAUCUAUACUGUCGCCAUAGUAACAUGCCCUGUGUUGUCCGUCAUCAGUUGCGUUAAGGUGCUCCACAAAGAGUACAUGAACACGAAGCUUAGACUCUCGAGCCCAUUUCACCUCUCAGCAUGUGGUCAAAAGUGUGCGUUGCUGCACCUUUAACCACAGCUCACCUGCUCGCCACUGCUGAAAGGUGAGAACCACUGGAGGUCAGCGAAAAAAGA
Molecule: messenger RNA, 5043 nt
Organism: Anarrhichthys ocellatus (wolf-eel)
Lineage: Eukaryota; Metazoa; Chordata; Actinopteri; Perciformes; Anarhichadidae
Exons: 10
Coding region: 992-4039 (1015 amino acids)
Biological process (GO): replication fork processing; protein ubiquitination
Cellular component (GO): nucleus; site of DNA damage
Molecular function (GO): ubiquitin protein ligase activity
Source: RefSeq, a predicted model, not a curated record